AUGACGCAGAUUUGGCCGCCGUCUCCAUGCGUGGAGGACGAAGAAGUGGCAUUAUCGAAGGAACACAUAUCUGGCAUCACUCUACAUCAAGUCAAAAGCGAGAAUCAACCUGCAAGCAGUAGGGGUUCGGUGGAUCAAUAUCCUAUCAUCCUCGACACCCAGGCGCCGGGCCAGUCCUGCCCCUCCAAGGAGAAUGAGCUGGCGUCAGAUGGGAUAUGUCCAGAUGCUCAACAAGAAGCAGCUGUUAACACCGAGAAAAGAUUUGUCAUCGUGCCCUCUCAGCCCUCUGAAUCUGAGGCUGAAACGUGCCUCCAAACCGAGCCAUUGCAGCGAUCUAAAUCAACAACUCAGCUCCCAGAGCAAGCUGUACCGAGGGACAGACCUCAUGUCACAAGGAUACACACAGAUCUAGGGCCAGGCCUAGAGGGCAUUCGGACAGGUCACCGCCGUGCUGCUUCUCCCUACGCGCAUACCCCUGCGGGUUUGGCGGACACUCUUGCUCCGGACACUAAACGUAAAAGUACGUUGCUGUCGCCAAUGCAUCCCCAUGAGCCAAGAAGGUCGGCGUCUGUACAUCCUAAAACAGGAGGAUUCGACCGAGAAAGCAGCGACUCUGAUCGAAAGUCAAAGACGAGGAGGAGAACAGAACGGAGCCGAAGUCGGGCUGCAAGGGAAAGCUUUUCCCACUCAGAUAGGUCGGAAUCUGAAAAGGUCAAGCCAUCGAAACUCGGUUCGAGGAACGGAAGCCCCGAAGGCACAUUCAGUCGGCGCGCUCAUCGAUAUCGCAGCCCGGCUCCGUCUCAAGGAGGUUUUACCGGCUAUACAUACACUGGUCAAGACCACAUCACACCCCCUCAGACCCCCAAGCUGAACAAUGACUCCACACGGUCAUCUGCAAUUGACAACGCCACUGUCGCUGAGCAGCCAAGCAACCGUCAGACAUCGUCAAGGAUGACUGUGGAUUCUCCGUACAACUCUUCCGCUGAAGAAGGUCAUAGCCGUCGCCCACGUCCAGUUGAUGAAAGAAAGGCUGAUAAAGGAGGUCGGUCGAGACGAAAUUCGCGAAAUUGUAGCGACAAGGAUGAGAGGCCAACACUAACCCGCACCCGAUCUCGGCGUCAUGACAUGUCAACCAAAGACGAGUCCAAUCAAGAGCAAUAUCCCUUAGGUCAACGACCCUAUCGUGAGGGUCAGCCAGCGCUCUCUGCCCGAACAACAUCGGGCAUGGAGGAUGUUCUUGAAAGGGCCUUUACAGCGAAUAGAAACAAACAAUUCAGCAAUGGAGACAGCCAUUCUCGCCAUGAUUCUCCGCGAGGCUCUCCAGCACCCAGUCCUCCACAGACACCCAGGGCCGGAGACCGAUCGCCCGGAGGCUAUUUCGAACCGCCUCACAACGCGUCAAGAUCAUCAAAGCAACGGUCUCGUCCGCAGUCAAUUGAUGACACCCAUUUCAAAGACAUUAAAAAUGUCACAUCCCUCCUGGGAGCCGCGACAUUGGGUGCUUCCCUGGCGGCCAAGGCGAUCCCUGCCCUGUCUCGGUCAAACACUUCCCAGUCGCUGGAGACGCAUAGCAGCAGCUCUCAGAGCAGGCCAGGCAGCGGUCAGCGCUCAAGAAAACCUUCCCCUGUUACUGAAGAGUCCCAACCAGCGUAUCAGGGUCUUUCUCGGACAAAUUCUAUGGCAGGUCCAAAUGAUGGCCUGAAUACACGGACAACGACCUACGUGGUAAAUGAAGAACGUCCGGCGCCGAAGAGUGCGCUGUACGCACCGGCGCCACCCGAGCCGCCUCGUACGGCAUCGAGAUCAUCCUCUUAUUCCCAUUCUCCUGAGCUUCGCCCUCCAGCCCCCUUCAGGGCCUUCUCAAGCAUACCUGCUCAGGGGCUCCAGCAGCAACAUCUCUUCCCUGCCCAACCGGCGCUGACGUCAAGCCCAAUGAAUCUGGAGCCUCCGACAAUGUUGUCCAAUAGCGCACCUAGACCAAACUCAUUGCCUCCGUGUCCGCGGUCGAGACCGAUUGCUGGACACCAUGAUUGGUACACAAUCCGAGAUAUGCCCUUCCUGGAUUUUUGCCCUUCUUGCAUGAGUUUUCUGGGUGCCACUCGCUUUCGCGACUACUUUAUCCCGAGUCUACCGAAAGAAGCCCGCCGACCAACUGCUUGUGCAAUGAGCUUCCCAUGGCUACGAGUUGCUUGGUUGCAAUCAAUACGACAAGACCGAAAAGAUCUUUCGCUCGUCUGGCAAAUAGCCAACGGCCCGCCAGCGGGGACAAAGCCAUGCGCUGGCACUAAAGUCGAUAUGAGAAGAUGGUAUCAUCUGACCGAUCCUCGAACGAAAAAGCCGGUGGACAAUUUCGACAUAUGCUCCGCCUGCGUAAGGAAUAUUGAUCUGAUCUUCCCCACGCUUCAAUUUUGUGUAUUUGAUCGACCGCAGGAGAAGAAAGAGCAAGAGAAGAUAUGCAAUCUGAACACAACCAGCCGUCAUUUCUUGCCCGUCUUGAAUGAGCUAGAGCGACUGGCUGAGCGCUCGAAGGAGACCGUGCGGCACAGGGACUUUCAGGAGUUCGUGGAUUUUAUUCGCCGCAUUUCACGCAACCGGCAUUGUGUGAAGGAUACCUUACUGGCAACCCAGUCUUGGCACUAUAUCUCUGAUCUUCCAGAGUUUACAAUCUGUGAGGAGUGCUAUGAGGAAGUUGUGUGGCCUCUCAGAGAUCGACCCAUUGCACGAGACGUCUCCAAGACGCUCAAACUUGUGCCUGUCUUGCGCAAAAACUCUUCACUUCGUGGAACAAGUUGCCAGCUUUACAGUGAUCGCAUGAGAAGAGUGUUUUAUGAUGCGGUGAACCGAAAUGAUUAUGAGAGCUUGAAGUUGGCGGCUAAAUACCGCUUUAACAUGGAGCAUCGGCUGCAGGAGAUGCACAAACUGUACGAAAUGGAUUUACAAGCCGGUAUCGAUCGGAGAGCAGAGAUGGAGAAGAAUAUCUCCAUUUGGAAGUCUAUUGAAUGA
Molecule: messenger RNA, 3003 nt
Organism: Fonsecaea multimorphosa CBS 102226
Lineage: Eukaryota; Fungi; Ascomycota; Eurotiomycetes; Chaetothyriales; Herpotrichiellaceae
Exons: 1
Coding region: 1-3003 (1000 amino acids)
Source: RefSeq, a predicted model, not a curated record